Molecule: messenger RNA, 1261 nt
Organism: Durotheca rogersii
Lineage: Eukaryota; Fungi; Ascomycota; Sordariomycetes; Xylariales; Xylariaceae
Product: carbohydrate esterase family 3 protein
Exons: 3
Coding region: 103-990 (295 amino acids)
Molecular function (GO): phosphatidylcholine lysophospholipase A1 activity
Source: RefSeq, a predicted model, not a curated record
GGUAGCACUAGCCGUAACCCCGCCACAUACAAGCCGCAGGCAGCAAAACGUGCUGGCUAAUUUCUUGUUGUUGCCGCCGGUCGUCUCCUUGAGUCUGCAACGAUGCCCAACAUUUAUAGGCUAGCAGGCGUGUCUGCAGUAGCGUUGGCGGUGAUAAUUCUCUUCUUCACCAACACGGUCGACGUCAAGUACCAAUGGAACCGUUUCGCUCAGAGCCGAACCGGGACCUCGCCCAGCGGUUCGGUAGCCGGCGGUAUGCCCCUGCGCAUCAUGUUCAUGGGGGCGUCGGUUACGCGGGGUGAGGUCUCGACCGGCGACAGAGGGUAUAGGAAAUACAUCCGCGACAACCUCACGGCGCUGGGCAACCCGGUUAACUGUGUAGGCUUCAACCGCUUCGGUGACUUCGCCGACAACGACGUCGAGGGCUACGGCGCAAACCGAAUCCGACAGCUCCGGGCACACGCCGCGCAGGCCGUGCCGUACCUGCAGCCGAACCUGGUCCUGAUCCAAGUCGGCACCAGCGACUGCUUUCAGAAGGACGACCCGAUCAACAUCCUGGCGCGGAUGCGCGACCUGGUCGAGUACCUGCUGGAGGCGUCCCCGCGAGCGACGGUCAUCAUGUCGACCGUCCUGACGACGCCCAAUCUCGAGUUCGAGCCCUGCAUGCGGAGCGCGAACGCGCAGAUCCGGCAGGCGGCGACGGAUCUGAUGCGCGAGAAGAAGCCGGUCGCGCUGGCGGAGAUGCACUUCGACCAAGGCCUCCCGCGCCGGCCGCGACCGGAGGACAUCGGAAACGACCGAAUCCACCCUACCGACGAGGGCUACUUCAUGAUGGGAGACAUCUUCCUGGAAAAGAUCCGCGAGGUAGAACAGAAAGGCUUCCUCCAGUACCCGGCGGAUAACGGCAUCGCCGACGACGGCGAGGCGAGCCGGGAGGUCGAAGACCAGUUGAAGGAGAAGGCAAAGAAAGAACACCCCCUGAAGGCAUAGCGUCAUCGGGGCCACGCGCGGGUAGGGAGGAGGGCUACGGAGGCGAAAUCAGUCGAGACACCUGGGAGGUCUAAGGAUGCGAGGUCAUGUGUCCUCGACCCCGCGGCCAACCUACGGCAGGAAAGUGCCUGCUGGCGCCAUACGGUGCUGGGGCCCCGGGCGACGACAUACUGCGUAUGGAGACGACCCCUGGCGACGGUCCCAUGGCGUGCGGGAGGGUCGCGUGUCGACGUCUAUCUGCCUACCACGUUCGCAGCAAUGCACCGUGGGG